This is a messenger RNA of Mixia osmundae IAM 14324, 859 nucleotides long. RefSeq lists its product as uncharacterized. The record is from RefSeq and is a predicted model, not a curated record. Gene Ontology annotation, cellular component: EMC complex; membrane. Lineage: Eukaryota; Fungi; Basidiomycota; Mixiomycetes; Mixiales; Mixiaceae. The transcript is spliced from 6 exons. Bases 49 to 849 code for a protein of 266 amino acids. Gene Ontology annotation, biological process: protein folding in endoplasmic reticulum.
CGUCGUCGACCACCACGCACGACGGCCAGAGGGUCAACGCCAGCGAGCAUGUCGGGGCGCACGCAGCAGCUCUACUUGGACCCAGACAUCAGGAAUUGGGUCCUGAUACCCAUCACGAUUGUCAUGCUACUCGUUGGCUUGCUGCGACAUUAUGUAGUCUCGCUGCUCAACUCACCGCCUAAGCCAUUGCCGCUCAAAGCCUUACGCGAGCAACGUCUGCUGACCCGGUCCAAUCUGCUGAGAACGUAUGCCAAUCAGCUCAGUCCGGCAGCAUUCCAAGCGCGCAAGGAAGCGCUGGGCCAAGCACUAGAAUCGGGCGAUUACCUCAAAGCGCCGCCUAAUCCAGAUGGUGCCUCUGCACCUCCCAACCCGCUCUCCGAUCCUGCCAUGAUGGAAGGCAUGAUGGGCGGGCUGAAGAAGCAGAUGGUCAUGAUGGUCCCACAAACGGUCAUCAUGGCCUGGAUCAAUUUCUUCUUCAAUGGCUUCGUCCUCAUCCGACUGCCAUUUCCACUCACUAUACGCUUCAAGUCGAUGCUACAACGAGGUAUAGAUACCCAAGACAUGGACGUCACUUGGGUCUCUUCGCUUUCCUGGUACUUCCUCAAUCUCUUUGGCCUUAAUUCGGUCUAUCAGCUCAUAUUGGGCGAAGAGAACGCUGCGGAUGGCACUCGAGACAUGCAAGCGAUGGGCGCAAUGGGUGGAGGCAUGAUGGGCGGCAUGCCCGGAGCGCCUGCUCAAGACUUUGUCAAGCUUUUUGCAGCAGAGCGAGAAAAUUUAGAUCUGGUAGACCAUGUGUGGAUAGGCAAUGAUGUCGAGCAGAGGUUGCUUGCAAUGUACGGGAUGCAAUGAUUUGACACUC